Molecule: messenger RNA, 1521 nt
Organism: Diatraea saccharalis (sugarcane borer)
Lineage: Eukaryota; Metazoa; Arthropoda; Insecta; Lepidoptera; Crambidae
Source: the annotation of a GenBank genome assembly
CUGAGGUCUAUUUUAUUCUUUAAUCUUAAUAAAACAGAAAACUUUUUUAAACAAUACCAUUAAUCGGUGGGUAAUACAAGCAGGACAGGGCUGUUUUUGGAGCUUUUGAUUACACCAUUCAGAGUUAUUUAGGGUUAUUUGAGUUUGAUUUUAGGGUUUUAUUUUGUUGGGAGUUGGUAACACUGCCCUGCUGUCAAUUUGACUGAAAUGAUAAUUAUUUUGAUUACCUAUUGGCGACGGCGGAAUUGUGUAAACCAAUGGUGUAAACGCAGAUAGACCCCAUAGGCCAUGAAUUAAAAAAGAAGAAGAAGAACAAAAAUUGCCAUCUUAAUAAUCGUAAAAUUGUUUUAUUUAAUGCUUUGCUUGUUAUCUACUGACGUCCUUACCUAACACUCAUCUGCAUUUUUAUGUUUCGGAUCUUCUUUUAAUCUAAUAGUUACUAAAAUCGUGAAUAGAUAUAAGAAAAUUCUUUGUUAUAUAUUUGAGGCCGAUCAAUUAAUUUGGUAUUACAAUUAAAUACAAAAACAAACUUAGAAUAUACCUAAGAUAAUCUAUACCUAGUUUCUUAAUUGAUGUUUUAUUUAUUUCAGAGUAAGUGUCUUUUCCUUAAAUAUGGCACAAAUAAGAAAACUUAUGAAAAACCAUUGGUUAAAAAAUGUCAUUGACACCCCAGUCCUUAGUAAGUCAAUAACAAGUGCCAAUGCAGCGAAAACAGAAAAUUCAACAAUAAAAGAAGAUGAGAUCAAAAUGUUUUCUAAUCAAAAUGAAGAUUGGUGGAAUCUAAAUGGACCUGCAAAAGCUUUACAUUCAAUGAAUGCGAUUAGAGUGCCUCUUAUUAGAGAUGGUCUUGUACAAUGUCCUUAUGAGGAUAGAACUCCAACACCACUAAAAGAUAAGAAAAUAUUAGAUGUUGGUUGUGGAGGUGGUAUACUAUCAGAGGCUUUGGCUAAAAUUGGUGCAGAAGUCACGGGUAUUGAUGCAAGUAGAAAUCUAAUAGAUAUAGCUCAAGAGCACUGUCAGGAAAAUAUUAAGCUGAUUAAUAAACCUAAAUAUGUAUGCACUACAGUUGAGGAACACCUUAAUGAUCACAAUGAAUAUUAUGAUGGCGUAGUGGCAUCUGAAGUGAUAGAGCAUGUUGCCAACAAAGAAUUGUUCAUAAAAUCAUGUGUUGGUGUGUUGAAGCCUGGUGGUCGUAUAUUCUUCACAACACCAAAUCGGACGAGAGCAACACAAAUCCUUGGAAUCUGUAUAUCUGAAUAUGUAUUAAAUAUUGUACCCAAAGGAACCCACCACUACGAUAUGCUGGUCACACCUAAUGAGAUGUCAUUCCUAUUAGAAAGAAAUAAUUGUCAUGUUGAACUGAUUUAUGGACUAUUCUACAACUUUUUGCAAAAUAGGUGGUCAUUUGUUAACUCUCAAAUGUUAUUAUUUGCAAUUCAAGCUCAAAAACUAGAAUAAUAUUACAUAGUAUCAACUUUGUUAUUAGUUUAAUAUAUAUUUAAGACUAGCAUUACCUACCAA